CCACUGUGGGAGGCCCAGAGACACACAAAGCCAGAGAGAGAGAGAGGAGGAAGGGGUUUGUUUCUGCAAUCUAGCCUUGUCGUUGCCUGUUCGUGCGAGUCUCUUUGCUGGUCAGUCAGUCUACUAUGCCUGGGACUCUGUAGCGCUGCCACUCAGGAGGAACUCUACUGAAGUGAAGUGAGGAGGAAAUCUCUGGCUGUGCUGUUCUUCAAAACAAGUGCAACUUUAAACAGACAGAGCUGAGGAUGAUGGCAGAGGGGAAGUUUGCCAGUCUGCCAAGAAAUAUGCACAUGGGCGUGGGCAGCAGGCAGUGUUCUCUGGCCUCCUCUAUGGACCUGCUGAGCUCCAGGCCUGCAGUACCGGAGCUGCCCCCAGCUGGAUACCACAGUGUCUCCAUCCACGGCACUCUGCCUAGGAGGAAGAAAGGGGCCCCGGUUCAGGGCCCUGCCCGCUCCUGGGACAUGUACAGUCACAUGGGCACUCUGCCCCACCCGGCCCGAGCCCGCCUGCCCACCUCGCCACUCAUCCACAACAUCAUCGAGGAACACCAGUCUUACCAUACAGGGAUGGAAGUCCACACCUCAUACAGGGACCCCAGCAGCAGCAUGGACCCCACCCUGGAGUACGUCAAGUUCUCCAGGGACAAGUACAUAAUGGAGGGCCCGCCGGAGAAACUACGCAAAGAGUUGGAGGAAGAGCUGAAAAUGGCCAGUGAGGAGCCAUGCAGCCACGCCUGGUACCAUGGAGCCAUUCCCAGACAGGUGGCAGAGAACCUGAUCCAGAGAGACGGGGACUUCCUGAUCCGGGACUCUCUGUCCAACCCUGGGAACUACGUCCUGACCUGCCAGUGGAAGAACAGCCCGCAGCACUUCAAGAUCAAUAAGAUGGUGGUGGCCAUGAACGAGGCCUACUGUCGGGUGCAGUACCUGUUUGAGAAGGAGGGCUUCGACAGCGUGCCUGCCCUAGUGCGCUACUACGUGGGAAACAGGAAGCCAGUGACAGAGGUGGUGGGAGCCAUCAUCUUCCAGCCCAUCAACAGGGCCUUGCCCCUGCGCUGCCUAGAGGAGAAGUAUGGGGUGGCCUGUGUCCGUGUGGAGACCGGUCUGACCCUGCCAGAGAGGAAGAGCCAGACCUCCAAACGCCUGAGCCUCAACAUCAUGAACGGACACACCCAGGACCAAAGCCUUGAACGGGGGAACCUGCUUAGGAACAAAGACAAGUGUGGAAGCCAGCCGGCGUGUCUGAACCACGUUCAGGAGAGAAGGUUGCCUCUCAAAACCCACCAGUCAGAGAGCUUUCUUCCUCUAGGCUCCAGGCCCCAGCCCCAGUCCCAGCUGAUGGAGCAUCAGCCUCGGUCCCAGUCUCCAGUGUUCAGGACGGGCAGUGAGCCGGCCCUCAGUCCCACUGUGCCAAGGAGGAUGGCCUUUGAGACCCAGGCCGGAGAGGCCAUCCGGGGCUCAGAAAGCCAGCUCUGCCCCAAGCCGCCCCCCAAGCCCAGCAAGGUGCCCGCCAUGAGGAUACCCCACUCCCCACACCUGCAACCCCUGGCCCCUCUGGCCAGCCCAGCCCCAGGUCCCCCUGUUCCCCCACUGAAGCUCAAGAAGCAGCAUCUGACCCAGGCUCUCCAGUCUCCCCAGCCCCGCAGCCCGGAGGUGAACUACUUUGAGCUGAGCCCCUGCAGCCCAGCGGAUUGGGACAGGCUCCAGGCUCCAGGCUUGGGCCCCCAGCCUAACAACAACAACAAUAUCAACAGCUACGUAGAGAGGCUGAGGACAGAGGAGAAUGAGAAGAGCAGCCAUGGCUCCAAACUGGACCGCAGCUCCUACCACCAUGCCAUCGAAGCCCUGGAGAAUGGCAGCGAAGAGGAGGAGGUGGAACAAGAGAGGAAAGGAGAGCUGGAUGAGAUAGAGAAGACAGGGGAGGAGAAAGAGAGGAGCUUCCGGCGGCCGGUGUUGGAGACCGCGUCUACGUUCCGGCCGGGGGAGUUUGAAUCCAGGCUACUGCCUGCAGAGAACAAACCCCUGGAGAUGAGUGUGCUGAAGAGAGCCAAAGAACUGCUCGUUCAGAAAGACCACCACAUCAUUGCCAAGCACAUCCUCAUGGCAGACUGCCAGGUUGCUAGGGUACUUGGUGUCUCUGAGGAGGUGAAAGGUCAAAUGGGUGUGUCCUCUGGUCUGGAGCUGGUGACCUUACCCCACGGCAGGCAGCUGCGUCGAGACCUGAUGGAAAGGCACCACACCAUGGCCAUCGGGGUUGCCGUGGACAUCCUGGGCUGCACAGGAAGUCUGGAGGAGCGAACCGCCACGCUGAACCGCAUUAUCAUGGUGGCUCUAGAACUGAAGGACUCCAUGGGGGACCUGUACGCCUUCUCCUCCAUCAUGAAAGCAUUGGACAUGCCUCAGAUCACACGAUUAGACCACACCUGGACCAUGCUGAGGAGGAAAUACACUCAGACUGCCAUCAUAUACGAGAAGUCUCUCAAGCCCUUUUACAAGGGCCUGUAUGAAGGAACAGUGGACAUGCCCCCGACUGGCACCACGGUGCCCCUACUAAUGCCCCUGCUCAUCUUGAUGGAGCGCCCAGCGGUGGCGUUCGAGGGCAUGGAACUGUGGGAGAGCAACGACCAGGGCUGUGAGAUCAUGCUGCGUCACCUAGAGGAGGCCCGCAGCGUGGCACACAAUGCUGACUCAUACACCGCCAACACUGAACACGUCCUGAAAGACUUCCAGGCUGACGAGGACCUGCUGGAGAUCUUUAAAACAGACUUUCAGCUGCGUCUGCUGUGGGGCAGCAGAGGGGCGGCCGUCAACCAGACGGAGAGAUACGACAAGUUCACACUCAUCCUAACUGCUUUGUCCAGAAAGCUGGAGCCAGCGGUCAAACACACAGAACUCUAAACCGAGCCUGUAGUAAACAGACUGUAUUAGUGAACACUGGUGGGUUGUAAAAGGACCUUCAGGCUGGUUAACAGAGAGGACAAACUGUGCCCCGUAUUGACUAAGGAUGAGGAAGAUGGUUGCAUAGCGAGACUACUGUGAUUUCCCAACCUGUCCAAUGGAGGGAGAGUGUCUGAGAUCCAGUUGGAACUCUUCCCUGGCAGUGGCAGGAUAUUGAGUGUGUUCUUAUGAAGGGGAAAUAUUUCCCUCAGUAACGCAGGAGGGGGGAGGGGGGGUGGCCUGGUCCAAGAUCUGUUUGUGCUCCUGCCUACUCCAUUGCUGUCAUUGUCAAGCCAAUGGAAUGACAAUGAGUGAAAGGGAGUUGGCAUGAUAGCAAAAACAGAUCUGCACCAUAUACAUUGAGUGUACAAAACAUUAAGGACACCUGCUCUUUCCAUGACAGAUGAACCAUGUGAAAGCUAUGAUCCCUUAUUGAU
This is a messenger RNA of Oncorhynchus tshawytscha (Chinook salmon), 3373 nucleotides long. RefSeq names its product breast cancer anti-estrogen resistance protein 3. The coding region runs from base 246 to 2897 and encodes 883 amino acids. Lineage: Eukaryota; Metazoa; Chordata; Actinopteri; Salmoniformes; Salmonidae. The record is from RefSeq and is a predicted model, not a curated record. Gene Ontology annotation, biological process: small GTPase-mediated signal transduction; positive regulation of peptidyl-serine phosphorylation. Gene Ontology annotation, molecular function: phosphotyrosine residue binding; guanyl-nucleotide exchange factor activity. The transcript has 12 exons.